This is a messenger RNA of Athalia rosae (coleseed sawfly), 2827 nucleotides long. It is a transcript of the gene Arf51F, whose product is annotated as ADP-ribosylation factor 6. Gene Ontology annotation, biological process: vesicle-mediated transport; intracellular protein transport. NCBI's taxonomy places the organism in Eukaryota, Metazoa, Arthropoda, Insecta, Hymenoptera, Athaliidae. The record is from RefSeq and is a predicted model, not a curated record. The transcript is spliced from 5 exons. Gene Ontology annotation, cellular component: cytoplasm. Gene Ontology annotation, molecular function: GTP binding; GTPase activity. Bases 184 to 711 code for a protein of 175 amino acids.
CCAGCUUGGCCUAACCACUCCCUUGCACAUUACUUUAUACAUUUAUAAAUCAUCUUGUGUCCAAGUAGUGUGUUGUGCACAUUGUACAGUAUGUUCCUGUUGACUACUACUUUUUACUUCUAUAGGCAAUUCAACGGUCAUAUUUCUUGACAGUGCCAAACGAAUAGUGAGUGAGCCGCCAAAAUGGGCAAGCUCCUGUCAAAAAUCUUUGGCAACAAAGAGAUGCGUAUUCUAAUGCUGGGACUUGAUGCUGCUGGGAAGACAACUAUUCUGUAUAAACUCAAACUAGGCCAGUCUGUGACUACCAUACCCACCGUAGGAUUCAAUGUAGAAACUGUUACGUAUAAGAAUGUCAAAUUUAAUGUCUGGGAUGUGGGGGGACAGGAUAAAAUACGCCCUCUUUGGCGACACUAUUAUACAGGGACGCAAGGGCUGAUAUUUGUUGUCGAUUGUGCAGAUAGGGAUCGAAUAGACGAGGCACGGCAGGAAUUGCAUCGCAUAAUUAAUGAUCGAGAAAUGCACGAUGCCAUUAUUUUAAUUUUUGCCAACAAACAAGAUCUUCCCGACGCAAUGAAACCUCACGAGAUCCAGGAAAAACUUGGUCUAACGAGAAUACGUGACAGAAACUGGUAUGUCCAACCUUCGUGCGCAACGACCGGUGAUGGCUUGUUUGAGGGCCUUACGUGGCUCACUAGUAACCAUAAGUUAUGAACAAAUAGUUUAGUGUACCCUUUUGAUCUACGGCUGGGUCAACACGCACGCUUGUGAUUGUAUUCUAACCAACCAAGUUACCAGCUUUCCAAAUACUUGACAAACAGUUCAAUUCUCUACCCAAGUAUUUCCAGUUACAUUUUGAUAACACAUCGAGUUCGCGACACAAUGAACAUCGAGUAUAACAUUUUUUUGGGAUCGCCAAUAUGAAUCUUGGAAAUGUCCAGGAAUCGUCGGUGGUUGUCCAUUGCUUCAUGUCAAACUGUGUGGUGAGAAAUUAACAAAAUAAUAACAAUAGUGCUCAACGGGGGUUCAUAAUUUGUUACUGACAGUUUGUUACCUUGGAAAAUGCUCUUUGUUCUUUGGUUUUGAUGUGUAAACUCAUGCAAAAUUCAGAAUAACAGAGGCGUUUUUUUAUGGCUAAUCCCUUUGUCGUGUACAUUAAUAAACCAUUUGAUCCCUUUGAUACAUAUAUGGUCCAAGCGAGCGUGUUGUAUUCACAACCUUCAACUUUCCCUAUCAGAUGUAAAAAUUUGUUCACCUUUUAGUUUUUUAAGGUCUUCGUCACAAGGUGUCGCAAUGCUAGAGUAAUAAACAUAAAAGAGUACCAAAAGAGCCCAUCCGUCAUUACUAUGUAUCAAUAAUCACUGCACAAAAAUUUUAAAAGACAAUUCUCGGUAAAUGCGAUUCCAUAUUUCAGCUCAAAAAACUGAUAUAAUCUGUUGCUGGAUGUAUCGCUAUCAUUUGAUAUUUUCAUCAAAUUUUUCACCAUGGUUAAAUCGUUGCCUGUCGCAGACACUGCCAACAAUUCAAUCGAUCCCUUAGUCGGUUCAAGUUCAACAAGGCUGAAUUUGCACAGUUUCGUGGGACAUGACCACUAGAUCGAUACCUGUCAGAAACUUGAAAAAAAUAGAUAAAUGAAAAGGCAGGAACUCCGGUACAGAUAGAAAAACUUUAGCAAUUGAAAGCGAAUUGAUACCAAGGCAUUGCGUGUGUGCAGCACAGAAAACUGAUAGAAAAAUUGUCAUUUUUAUAAUUCCAUUGUCAUAAUAUUAUUAUCACUGAAUUAUAACAAUUGAUACGAUAUACGUAUAAUUAUAUUUCGACACACCUGUUGCUGAUAGAUUUACGUAACCGGGGAGUCGGCAAAGUGAUACUUUUCUACCAGCUCUGUUGACUAUCGUUGAAUUUUUUGUAUAUUCGUCCAUCGUUCGUUCAUUGAGACUUCAAAUCAUGUUCCGGUCAUUUGAAGAAAUCCUUCAAGAAAAGAAACAAAAUAGAAAAAAGAAUCAGUAAAAAUCCUAGAAGUUCCCCCUUGAAUCAACGUACUAUAUUGAAUUAAUACGAAUUUUUUUCGUACUCCAUCAAACGGAGUGCACUCCAAACUUUAGUUCGAUCGGAUGUAAUCUUAUCGAAGUAACAUCGAAUCUAUGCGGAUAAAAACUACUGGAAUCGUACUGCUUCACGUUCUAUGUCGAUCUGCGCCUGAAACUCGAAGCAUUAAAUCAAUAAAUCCGUUGGACAUCGAUGCUCACGAAUAAAUUCCGAUAAUUAGGUAUUCCCUUUCGCUUAAUUAUUUACAAACUCUAUAGUCACCGCCUCGAAGUUGUAUGAUAAUAUAGUAUCGUGCGUUACGUGAAUGGUUCAAGUUUUUUACGUGAGAACUUGAUAUCACAGGACUAUUCCCUGGAUCCGUUAACAGUUACGUAUGCAUAUCAUUGAACAAAAGUUUGAUUAUUUCUUUUCUUUCCCUGCAAAAGCAUGUAGGGAAGUUUAAUUUUUCAUCGUAUUCUAACUUGCUAGGGGCCAUUUAGCUGUUAGGUAACGUUUUUGUCUAUACCUAGGUUCAAGUGAAGGCACAGUCAUCUCGGAAAAGGAGAUAUCGCUUAUUAUAACAUUGUAUACACUAUACAUAUUAUAUGGUACGCUCAUUAAACGAUUAUUGAUUAAUUAGUACUAAUUUUCAACAUUAAUAAAAUUAGUCACAUUUUAUAAAUGCGAUAUUAUACAUAUUAUAUUAUACAUAUACCUUACAAACGAAAGCAAGAAAAAAGAAAAAAUUGUCUGCAUGUACAUUAUUAUGUAACUUGUAUAAUAAAGAUUUGUUCCAAUUCAA